AUGGGGGGAGAGAGCGUCAAGUUGCACCAGGACUUUCACCGCCGGAGAUGCUCUGAGCAACACAGACUUCAUUUAUUUCUGCUGUUUGGAAACUUGCAUUUUACAGAUAUGGAUCAGAGGGCAGUAUGUGCCGGAUGCCACCGGCCGAUCAGGGACAGAUUCCUGCUCAGAGUCACAGACUGCCUCUGGCAUGAGGAGUGUGUUCGAUGCGCGUCGUGCGGGGACGCGCUCAGGAACUCGUGCUACCUGCGGGACUGCAAACUUUACUGCAAAAGAGACUAUGCAGAUCUGUUUGCAGUGCAUUGUGGGGGCUGUGCAGAGCCCAUCUCUCCUGCAGAGCUGGUGAUGCAUGCAGGGGCUGCUGUGUUCCACCUGCGCUGCUUCGUCUGCAGCGUUUGUUCCUGCCGCCUGCAGACUGGAGAUUGUUGCGUCCUCAGGGAGGGACAGCUACUGUGUGCUAGAGAGGACUACCACCAGUGUCUGUCCAGCCCAACCUCUUCUGACACAGGUAGAAGUGAUGAUGAAGAAGAAGAGGAGGAAGAGUCUGGGAGAGUUACAGUGAGACGGAUUAGAUCAGCAGAUCUGGAGAGCAAACAUCCUAAAAGACCUCGCACUAUUUUGACCACUCAACAACGACGGACCUUUAAAGCCUCCUUUGAGGUCUCGUCAAAGCCUUGCCGAAAGGUAAGGGAGACUUUGGCAGCAGAGACUGGCCUGAGUGUCCGGGUUGUGCAGGUCUGGUUCCAGAACCAAAGGGCCAAAAUGAAGAAACUGGCCAGGAGGCAGCAGCAGCAACAGGAGCAGCAGCAGACUCAGGAACAACAUGAGCACCAAUCACAUCACACAGCGCCCACCUGUGGCGAUUUGACCUCUGAGAUGGAACGCAUGGGGUCCUCUUAUUCACACACACAGGAGCAGCAGCAGCAGCAGCAGCAGGUGGGGCUCACAGCACUGGGGCAGCAGGACUAUGACAUGGACCCCUUCAGGCACGGCCUGACCCCACCUCAGAUGCCAGGGGAUCACAUGCACCCAUACGGUUUUAAAAGCCUGUACAAUGGUGUGGACAGAGAUCCUCUUUGUCAUGUGGCUGACAGCGACUGCCUCUCCCUGGGUGUCACCUCUCUACUCACUCCUAUUGGCCACCUCUACUCCAUGCAGGACUCUUACUUCACCUCCUGAAAGUGGAGAUCAAAUUCACUGAGAAGUGGUUCAUUUCCCUCGCUCUGUGAUGAUCUCUGAUCUCAUCAUUUAUCUGUCUGGACAAUGCACAAAGUAAUACAAGAAGCGGGUGUAAAAAUACAGCCAAGGGGACACUGUGGUACCAUGUGCACCUCCAUAUAAACAUAAUUAUACUACUGCCUCAUACUGUAUGUUUUACACUCUCACUGUACAACACAGGCUCUCUAAAGUUUCUUGUGUAUAAAUGGUACUGUUGGACCUCUCUCACUUCUCUUUGAAUGUUAGAUCAUGAAAUUAUAACUGCAUCUACUAAUGUAAAUAACUUUAUGGGUAUGUAUUUUUAUUUAU
Messenger RNA from Monopterus albus (swamp eel), 1527 nucleotides. RefSeq names its product LIM homeobox transcription factor 1, alpha (gene lmx1a). Gene Ontology annotation, biological process: neuron differentiation; regulation of transcription by RNA polymerase II. Gene Ontology annotation, molecular function: DNA-binding transcription factor activity, RNA polymerase II-specific; RNA polymerase II transcription regulatory region sequence-specific DNA binding. Lineage: Eukaryota; Metazoa; Chordata; Actinopteri; Synbranchiformes; Synbranchidae. The transcript has 9 exons. Gene Ontology annotation, cellular component: nucleus. The record is from RefSeq and is a predicted model, not a curated record. The coding region runs from base 1 to 1179 and encodes 392 amino acids.